Penaeus vannamei (Pacific white shrimp) is the source of this 1443-nucleotide messenger RNA. Its product is annotated as GRB10-interacting GYF protein 2. The record is from RefSeq and is a predicted model, not a curated record. Lineage: Eukaryota; Metazoa; Arthropoda; Malacostraca; Decapoda; Penaeidae.
GUGCGCAUGCGCGUGACAAACGGGCAGGUGGGCACGAGUCACGUUCACUCUCUCUCACGACUCACGGAAGAAAAGGUAGCAACCUGAGCUGAAACUGAUUUUAGAAAAUCACUGCUGAUCGGCGACCUGCAGGCCGCAUCGCCGUCAUCGGAAAUUGAAUAUCUCCUCAGCCUCAGCCUCAACCUCAUACAGUUGAAAAUAAUUGACAAAGCAAGAUGUCUGCAGGAGUUUAUGUAGAGGAGGCUAAGCUGAUGGGGCUUGAGGACCCCAUGGCUAUUGUAGAUUACGUGAGUAAACGUCAGGCUGAGGAGCGAGAAGAACGAGCGAGGCAGCGUGAGCGUGAAAAGGAGGAAAGAGAAGAGCGGGACAGGCAGCGUGAACAUGAGCUGAAAAUGCAGCAGAUGAAGAUAGAGGAGGAGGAGAGGAAUCGCCGGCAUCAGCUGGAAAUGGUUCGUGUGCAGACGGAGACGAACGGGGGCUCCCCUGCCCAGCCAUCCACCUUGCCGCACAUCAGGUUACCUGCAUUUAAAGAAGGUGAGCGUAUUGAGCCCUAUAUUCACAGAUUUGAAGAUCUUGCAGAGCUCUAUCAGUUCGACGAAGCCACAAAGAAGCUUCAUUUCCAGAGCCUAUUUGAAGGUAAGCCCUUAGAAAUCCUCCAUCGUCUCGACGCAAGUGACAAGACGUACCUGUCGAUGAAGUCAGCAUUGAUGAGGGCGUACGGGCUGACGGUCGACGAAGCAAAACUUCAGUUCAAUCGUGCGAUGAUGCAAGACAAAGAAACUGCCGCUCAGUUCCUGGUUCGUUUGUCAGGCUACCUGGAUCAAUGGCUGGAGAAGGAUGGGACGCCGAACACGAAGGAAGGUCUCAGAGAUUUGGUGUUACGGUCUCAGCUGGAGAAGUCAUGUCCUCAGGAUCUCGUUGCCCAAUUUAAGAUUCACAAGACCAAGACAGCAGAGCAGAUGGCUGAUAAGGCGGAUGCCCAUUUUUCUGCCUUUGGGUAUCAUACGCGUAAGCAGUGGAAGAAGCCAGUCUCUUCACUGGGUCAGCAGCAGAGAAGGCAAGACUUACCUUUGCAGCAGCAGCAGCAGCAGAAGUUACAUCCCACCUUAACUCACAAGAAUUCUCCGCAGUCGAAACCACAGCAACAACGUAAGUAUCCUUGGCGUGCAGUGAAUCAAGAAAGUCAUGAUUACAGGCAAAAAGGAGCAGCUGCCUCUAUGAGUGAAGAAGACCCAUCACCCCAGUCUCCGGAAACGUCAGAGGUCAAACAUCAAACAACCUGCGUGCACAACUUUUGACUAUCUGCUACCUCCACGGAUCCUGAUAAGCAGAACUCUCUCCUUGUUAAGCCAGGGUCAGUAGGAGGUGUUCGGGUAAGUGUUCUCAGAGACAACGGUUCGUCAGGGUGUGUUGUGAAACGAAGGUAUGUUCUUCCUCAACAAU